Molecule: messenger RNA, 2466 nt
Organism: Chlorella variabilis
Lineage: Eukaryota; Viridiplantae; Chlorophyta; Trebouxiophyceae; Chlorellales; Chlorellaceae
Exons: 11
Coding region: 1-2466 (821 amino acids)
Source: RefSeq, a predicted model, not a curated record
AUGCUGUGGACCUCCCAGCCAAAACCUCCAGCCAAGGCUGUCAAGCGCGUCCAAGCGCGCCGGCAGCAAGAGCAGCAUUUGGUGGAGCCCGCCCUUGAGGCUGAAGUGGACGAGGAGCAGGCGGAGGCGGUGGAAGAAGAUGAGCAGAUGAUGGAGGCGGAUGCAGAUGGGCUCGAAGACGACGAGGGGGCCGCCGCCCUUGAACCGCCAGGUGAAGGCGGGAGCGGCGACGCCGACGUACCGCUUCCAUUAGCUGCCGCUGAGAAGAAAGCCAAGAAGCAGCCGCCGGAGGAGGAGGAGGAGGAGGAGUUUGAUGAUGAGGAGGAGGAGGGGGAGGAGCAGCAGGAGCUUGAGCAGGCAGAGGAGCAGCGUGAGCAGGAGCAAGAGGCAGAGGUGGAGGAGCCGGCGGCGGCGGCGGGCAAGCAGGCGCGGCAGCAGCAGCAGCAGCAGGGUGGGCAGGGAGAGCGGUCUGCUGCGUCCAUUGAGGAUGAGGAGGCAGCAAUCAUAGAACGGCAGUGCAGCGACGCCAACCGGGCGGCGGUGGAGGCGCGGGUGUUCAACGGCUCGCAGCCGCCGGUCAUGGCCUGGGGCUGCGAGAACGAGUCGUGCCCGGGCGCGUUUGUGACGCGCACCCUGCGGUACCUGCGCUCCACCCCGCGCUUCUCCUCCCUCCUCACCAUGCUGCCCUGCGACCUGUGGGCCGCCAUCCGCGGCCGCACGCUGUGGGUGGCGGGCGACAGCCAGGCGCAGCGCUUCUACCGCCAGCUGCGCUGCUUCCUGGCGGGGAUGAUGGAGCCGGAGGCGCGGCGGCGGCGAGACGCGCCCAUGUCGGAUGACCCCGCGCAGCAGAAGCGCAUCUACGAGGCUGUGGUGAAGGGGUUUGACGGCUGCUGCGGCGUGGCGCCGCCCAUGUGCACCACGUUUGUGGGCGGCACGCGGGUGUGCCACGCGCGCAUCAACAAGGGCCAGCACAUGCUUCACUACCUGAAGAACCUCAAGGCGCUGGGAGUGGGCAGCCGAGACAUCUGGACGUUCAACGUCGGCCUCUGGCACCACAAGAAGGAGGGGGAGUACCCCUGGCUGGUGAAGGGGCUGGCCGACUACUACCGGCAGCACAGGGAGCAGCUGCCGCGCGUCAUCUGGCGGGACAACUCGCCGCAGCACUUUGACAUCGAGAAUGGCGAGUUCCCGCACCCCAGCGUGGCCUGGAAGGUGCUGGCCCACGCCAAGGGGUGCAAGCCCAUCAAGGGUGUGGAGCUGAUGCCUGACGGCGCCCUGGGCGGCCCCAACGAGCACGUCAAGGCGGGCGGGUGGCGCAACCAGCUGUCUGACGGCGUGUUCAGGGCCGCGGGCAUGCCCAUCCACGCCACAUGGAACGACACGCUGCCCAUGCACGACGGACACAUCGGAUCGGAGUGCACACACUUCUGCGCCCCCGGCGCCUACAACGUGUGGAUCUGGUCCCUCUGGCGCCUGCUGCUGAGCCUGGACGGGCAGGGGGAGGAGCGGCUGGCGGCGACGGGCGUGGCAGAGGGCUCCGCGGCGGCGGCGCAGGCGGCGGCCACGGGCCAGCAGCAGGCGGCAGCAGGAGGAGGCACGGCGGCCAGCGCAGGCGCAGGCGCGGCGACCACGGCGGGAGCCGACGGGAAGGGCGAGGGUGGCGGGCAGCCGGGGUGCUGCUCCAAGCGCUUCUCCUUCCGCAUCAACUCCACAGACAUCCUGGUGUUCCAGCAGAUCUACCGCCACCACUACCUGCGCGCGCUGUACGUGCUGCUGCGCGACUACCAGCCGCGCUACAUCCUGGACGCGGGCGCCAAUGCCGGCUUCUCCACCUCCCUCUUCAAGCUGCUCUUCCCCAACGCCACCAUCGUGUCGCUGGAGCCAGACGCACACAACCAUGCGGCGCUGAUGCGCAACACAGAGGAGUUUUCCGACGUGCACCGCGUGCGUGCUGGCCUGUGGAGCCGCCAGGCCAACAUCACGCAAUCGUUUGACGAUGGCGACUGGGGCAAGAUCUUCCGGGAGACGGCGCCGGGGGAGGCGGGGCUGCCCGCCUACAGCGUGGCCGACAUCGCCGCCAAGUACAACAUACCUGCCUUUGACUAUGUGAAGAUAGACAUAGAAGGCGAGCCCGGCGCCCGCUUCUUGCCGCCUGGGCCGCCUGCACAUGUGGACCCUGCGCAGCCCGCCGCCACAUGCCCGUGGCGGCUAUGCCGCCGCGGGGCUGAGGGCAUGGUGUUUGGGCCCGACGCCGACACCAGCUGGGUCAAGGACGUCAAGCUCAUCUCGCUGGAGGUCCACGACUUCUUCGCCAAGCACUUUGGCCUGCACGCGGUGACUGGGCGCGUGAAUGCGGUGUUUGGGGGCCUGGACUUUGCGCUGACCGCCGACAACGAGCACAUCUUUUACAUCGCCCCAGAGCUGCUGCCAGGCGCCAGCUCAGCGCUAGCAAUGAGCACCCAAUGA